AUGUUGUCUGCCAUUCUCAAGUCGUCUUCUUUGAACCGUGCCGCUCAGUCGCCGCUUGCCCGACGUGCCUUUUCUACAAACUUGCCUAUGCUUCAACAAGCAUCUCAAGUCAAGCAAACUUCUCAAGCACCCACUGUAAAGAACUUUAUUCAUGGUGAAAUGGUCGAGUCUCAAGCCAACAAGUGGAUCGAGCUUCAUAACCCUGCUACCCAAGAGCUCCUUGGCCUUGUUCCAGAGUCAACCAUGGAUGAACUCAAGGAAGCUACAAAGUCGGCUGAAGCUGCUGCUAAGGAAUGGAAAAAGACCACUGCCUUGCACCGUCAACGCGUCAUGUUGGAUCUUCAAUACCUUAUCCGCCAAAACAUGGAUCGUCUUGCUGAGAACAUUGUACAAGAACAAGGCAAGACCUUUGUUGAUGCCAAGGGUGAUGUCUUCCGUGGCUUGCAAGUCGUUGAACAAGCCUGUGCUCUUACAUCCCAAUUGAUGGGUGAAAAACUUACCGUGGCCAAGGAUAUGGAAACCUAUAUGUAUCGUGAACCUUUGGGUGUUACUGCUGGUAUUUGUCCCUUCAACUUUCCAGCCAUGAUUCCUUUGUGGAUGUUCCCAUUGUCGAUUGCUGCUGGUAACUCCAUGAUCAUGAAGCCCUCUGAACGUGAUCCUGGCGCUAUGAUGAUGCUUGCCGAGCUUGCUGCUGAGGCUGGUGUGCCCAAGGGUGUUCUCAACAUUGUACAUGGCUCCGUUGAUUGUGUCAACUUUAUCUGUGAUGAGCCUGCCAUCAAGGCCAUUUCAUUCGUCGGUUCGGAUAAUGCCGGCAAGCACAUUUACACACGUGGUAACGCUAACGGCAAGCGUGUCCAGGCCAACCUUGGUGCCAAGAACCAUGCCGUUGUGAUGCCUGAUGCCAACAAGCAAGCUGCUUUGAACGCUAUUGCUGGUGCUGCCUUUGGUGCUGCUGGUCAACGUUGCAUGGCUCUUAGCACCCUUGUGAUGGUUGGUGAGACCAAGGAAUGGCUCCCUGAACUUGCUGAACGUGCCAAGCAACUCAAGGUCGGCUAUGGUAUGGAUCCUGAAACUGAUCUUGGUCCCGUCAUCACUCCUCAAGCCAAGGAACGUGCCGAGCGUCUUGUUCAAAGUGGUGUGGAUGAAGGUGCCAAUCUCUUGUUGGAUGGUCGUGGUAUUGUGGUCAAGGGUUACGAAAAGGGUAACUUUGUCGGCCCCACUAUCCUCAGCGAUGUCAAGACCAACAUGGAAUGUUACCGUGAGGAAAUCUUUGCCCCCGUAUUGGUGUGCUUGCAAGUCGAUACCCUUGAUGAAGCUAUCGAGUUGAUCAAUGCUAAUCCCUAUGGCAACGGUACCGCCAUCUUCACUAACUCGGGUCCUGUUGCUCGCAAGUUUGAACAUGAAAUCGAUGUCGGCCAAGUUGGUAUCAACAGCCCCAUCCCUGUACCAGUUCCUCCCUUCUCCUUCACCGGUAGCCGAGGCUCCAUCUUGGGUGACAUGAACUUUUACGGCAAGAGUGGUCUCCACUUUUACACCAAGCCAAAGACAGUGACCGCUUUGUGGAGAGAAGCUGAUGCUACUCACUCUCGUUCCAGCGUCGCCAUGCCCACCAUGUAA
This is a messenger RNA of Lichtheimia ornata, 1617 nucleotides long. Its product is annotated as methylmalonate-semialdehyde dehydrogenase (acylating). Gene Ontology annotation, cellular component: mitochondrion. NCBI's taxonomy places the organism in Eukaryota, Fungi, Mucoromycota, Mucoromycetes, Mucorales, Lichtheimiaceae. Bases 1 to 1617 code for a protein of 538 amino acids. Gene Ontology annotation, biological process: thymine catabolic process; L-valine catabolic process. The record is from RefSeq and is a predicted model, not a curated record. The transcript is spliced from 6 exons. Gene Ontology annotation, molecular function: methylmalonate-semialdehyde dehydrogenase (acylating, NAD+) activity; malonate-semialdehyde dehydrogenase (acetylating, [NAD(P)+]) activity.